CCAUCAAAAAAAAUCAAAUAUCAUAAUUUAUAUUUAUUUUUAAAAAUGGCUAGAUUGAGUUCAAAUUUGAUGAUUUUGGCGAUUUGGGCAGUGACAACAAUGUUGUUUAUGAGCAAAGCGACCGAGGGGUGUCAAGGAGACCUUCAAGGACUAAUAACACAUUGUGCAAUUUACGUGCAGAAAGGGACGCCGAUGAUAAAACCAUCGGCGCCAUGUUGCGAUGCAGUGAGGACGGUGGACAUUCCUUGUGCUUGUCAACACAUAACAAAGGAAAUCGAAGGAUUAGUGGACAUGAACAAGGUCUUUAAUCUUGCUUCUUCUUGUGGUAGACCUCUUCCUCAUGGAACCAAGUGUGGAAGUUCAACAGUUCCAUGAAGUUUGGUGAAGAAAUUAUAUAUAUAUAUAUAUAUUAAUAAUAAAUAAUAGAAAAAUAAAAGCUCUUUAUGAUUUCAGAAAAAAGAAAAACAAAGAGCUCUUUAUAUGUGUUGUUUAUCUAUUUAUGUAAUAUUGUUGAUAGCUAAUAUUGGAAAAUGAUUAUUAAGAAGCAAUAAACUCAGCUUUUGUUUUCUAUUAAUA
This is a messenger RNA of Cannabis sativa, 576 nucleotides long. RefSeq lists its product as uncharacterized. The coding region runs from base 46 to 375 and encodes 109 amino acids. The transcript has 2 exons. NCBI's taxonomy places the organism in Eukaryota, Viridiplantae, Streptophyta, Magnoliopsida, Rosales, Cannabaceae. The record is from RefSeq and is a predicted model, not a curated record.